AUGUCACUAGCCGUAGCAGCGAACUCGAAGCUCUUCAGGGAAUACAUAGGAGCCGAGGGCGUCGGUAUCACAUUCUCUGAUGUACCAAUUGAUCCCGGAGUCGAGUUUCACUUCCUUCUUUCCUUUGGCAUUGACUACACAACAUCUUCCCGUCCUAAACCCACCAAUGGCAUCUUCAAUGCGUUCUGGGACACAGAUAAUCUCAGCCCUUCUCAUGUUUCAGCCAUUAAGGCCCGUCAUCGAAAUGUUAAAGUAGGUCUGAGUCUUGGAGGAGAUACCGUAGCUGGUGUUUCUGCAAACUUCACUCCUAUAUCAAUCAACUCUUGGGUCAGAAAUGCCAUCUCUUCCAUAGUAAAGAUCACAAAAGAAUACAAGUUGGAUGGAAUCGAUAUCGACUACGAACAUUUCAACACAGAUCCUAACACCUUUGCUGAAUGCAUUGGGCGACUAUUUUUCUACCUGAAACAAAACAAAGUUGUGUCCUUCACAUCAAUAGCACCAUAUGACGAUGAUGCUGUGCAACCAUAUUACUUAGCAUUGUGGAGAAAGUAUGGGCAUCUCAUUGACUAUGUUAACUUUCAGUUCUAUGCCUAUGAUAAGGGCACAACUGUUACUCAGUUCAUGAAAUAUUUUGGGACUCAGAGCUCAAAUUACAAAGGGGGCAAGGUCCUAGUGAGCUUUGGAACAGACCAAAGUGGGGGUUUGUCACCUGAACAUGGGUUCUUUGACGCUUGUGCUACGCUUAAAAGUCAGGGCAAGCUUAAUGGUAUUUUUAUUUGGUCUGCAGACGACUCCAUGAAGGCUCACUUUCGUUAUGAGAAGCGAUCACAAAGCUUACUUGCUAGCUAG
Molecule: messenger RNA, 849 nt
Organism: Fragaria vesca subsp. vesca
Lineage: Eukaryota; Viridiplantae; Streptophyta; Magnoliopsida; Rosales; Rosaceae
Product: chitinase 2-like
Exons: 1
Coding region: 1-849 (282 amino acids)
Biological process (GO): carbohydrate metabolic process
Molecular function (GO): hydrolase activity, hydrolyzing O-glycosyl compounds
Source: RefSeq, a predicted model, not a curated record